Lacerta agilis (Sand lizard) is the source of this 2830-nucleotide messenger RNA. RefSeq names its product G2 and S-phase expressed 1 (gene GTSE1). Gene Ontology annotation, molecular function: microtubule binding. Lineage: Eukaryota; Metazoa; Chordata; Lepidosauria; Squamata; Lacertidae. Bases 176 to 2119 code for a protein of 647 amino acids. The record is from RefSeq and is a predicted model, not a curated record. Gene Ontology annotation, cellular component: cytoplasmic microtubule; microtubule cytoskeleton. The transcript has 12 exons.
GGGCUGCCGUUUGAAAUGCUGCCGCGAGAAGCUGCACCGAGCGGACUCAUUCCUCUCAUGGUGUCACUUCGGCCAGAUCACUGGGAUAAUUAAAAGGACAAGAGUGAAGCUGUCAAGGGAUACACACUGUGGUAGUGUGUACCAGGUGCUGAAGUGACUUCAAAGCAGUCGUAUCAUGGAUGAAGAAGGGAAAACAACCUUGCAUUCAGAAUGUAAAAUGACAGAAGCUAAACCCAGUGAGUGUGUGGAUAAUGAUUUUUGCCACCUGUCUGAUGAAAAAUUUGACUUUGACCUUUCGAUGUCUCCUAUAAGUGAAAAUGAGGACGAAGUUUUUGUCGGGCCCAUGGGCCAUAAAGAAAAAUGCAUUGCGACUGCUCUUGAAGCAACAAAAGACACAAUUCCUCCAUCACCACUUGUGGAUGAACUAACAUGGAGCCCUGUUUCUGAGGAGAAAUUUGUGGAGAUUUUUAAGGAAGCUCACCAGAUAGCAGUCCAGAUACAAACUGGAAGGAAAGCGAAAAGGAACAAUGGUCGCCAGCUGGAAGAGCGAAAGACAGAGGCUGUAGAAAAAUUUGUGCAAGAAUCUAAAUCAAAACUGAAACUCCUUGAGAAAGGAAUAGUGAUGGAUAAAACCACAAAGGAAGUUAGGAGAGAGACAUAUUGUGUGUGUGAAAGUCCACAAUCUCCACAGCCACCUCCAUGGUUUCAGAAACAUUCAAGGCAACCGAUCGCGGGAAUGGACAGCUCUCGUUCUCCACAAAUUCCUCUAAACACUUCUAGUCCUGCCAGAAUGAGCAAAUUGCCCCACACACCGCUUGCAUCUUUAGCGCAAGGGAAGAGUGACAAAAUAAAUAAUAAACCGAGCGCAGUUCAGACUGUAAAAAAUGCAUCUGCAUUUGGAAAUAGUCUCUUGGCAGCGGGACAGUUGGGGAUCAAGGCAACACAGCUGAAACGUCCUAGUAAUAUCCGUAUGCGAAGGAACACUUCAACUUCUUCUUCUUCAUCAUCAUCUUUUUCCAGCAUAAGCCUGAAUUCAAGUCUGUCCAUCUCUCCUAAGAUAGGGAAAGGUAAAAUAGGUGUUGCUUCUAAAGUUUCUGCACGUGGCUCCCGGUUGUCCUCUACCGCAAGCAAGAUUGCUAUUGUUAAACCUAUGAAGGGUUUGUCUGUGCAGGCUUCCCAUUCUGAUGCAUCUGAAAAGCAACAUGGGUCCACAAGUGCUUCAAAAACAACUUCUCAAAUAAAUGCACCCAAAUACAGAGUUACUGAUAAGACUGAGAUGGCCAGUGGGAUUUUGAAAGAGGGCUCGGAUCCUAGUUUUCAGAAACCAUUGCAGAAAAGUAUAUUGGGAAACAGAACAGCAACUUCAAGUCCCAAGCCCAAAGCUGUACCUGCAGUCUCAAAGGAAGGUGUAUCUGAGAAUUUUGUUGCCAGAGUGUUACAACCAACUGCGUCACUGUCUUGUGGUAGUGUUGGAAGCAAUGUUGCAGUUACCCCACCUCGCAAACUAUCAGAAGACGGAUUGGUAUUAAAUACCUGUUCUGCUGCCAAGUCUGGUUUAUGGACUCCAUCCAACAGAAGGCAUUCUGCGUUACCUACUCCCAUUCGUCGGCAUACGUCGGGAAUUCCAUCACUAACCCCCCAAACUGUGCCCAAAGCAAUAUCUUCUCCCGAUCUCGUGUCUCUUCGGCAAGUCUCAAGUGUGUCAUCCAAAAAGACUCUAGCAGCUAGUUUCAAAUGGGUCAGAGAGCGCAAGACACGUGGGGCCUAUAGCUCAUCUUCAACAGAAGGAUCUCCCCCACCAGUUGCACCUAUUGCCCUUGAUUUUUCAACAGAGAAGUCUUCUGAAGAAACAGAACAGGACCUUUCUGAGCAGGAGAAACCAGCAGAAAGAACACCCACUGAGGAGACUUUACUGGUAGACAUUGGAAUAGAUAAAACACCACUUGCCACCCAGGAAUGUGAAAAUAAACCCCUUAUUGAUCUUUUUAAUACUCCUGAAAUAAUUCCAGUUCCUCUGUUGAAGCCUGUAGGACAGCCAAUAGAUCUGAGCUCUCCUCUCAUCAGUUUUACACCGGAAGGAAAUAAAGAGAACCUGGAUUCUCCUCUUCUGAAGUUUUGAUUUCUUGAACAAAUCUCUUAACUUGGAAGAGUUUGAGCGCAAAAACUGAUGUUUCAGUAAACAGGGUGUGGGUGGGUAGCAGACAAGUAAAGUUUUAAAACUGAGAGCUUGAUGCAAUAAAGCUGCUUAAAUAUUGAUUACUCAGUACUGUCAAGAACUGAUUGCAAAUGCCUUGUGUGUUAAAAUGUCUAGUUUUGCACAAAUUUGUCAAAUGUCAUGAAUUAAAAUAAAGCAAAUGCAUUUCAAAAUAUAUAUUUUCAUUAAAGUAUAGUGGAAGCCUUUCUGAAUGCUUCCACCAUUUCAAGUUUACAAUUCAAAGCGCCUGCUAGGAUUUAUAAGUGUACACUGUACACUUAGGCAUUUUGGUCUGUAAUUUGUGACUGGAAACUGCAGUAACUUGAACGAUUUGGUGAAUGAUUAUUGAGAUUAUUGAGAUUUACAGUAUUUGAAGCAGAACUGAUUUUCUGUAUUAUGAUUAGGAUGCAUUUCUCCUGUCCAAUUUUCAUAAUGUGAAUUUUCGUUGCAUCAUAGCUGUAUUACUCUUGGAUCAGAAAUCUGAACAAGCUGAGAGCUUUUAUGCACAGUGAGCUCUUGCUGUUCCUGUGCAUCAUGUUAUCAAAUGAAGAAAAGGGAAUGAUGGAUCUGCCUAUGACAUCUCAGUUCCAAACAUUUGUAUGAAAACAAAUUUACCAGAACAGAUCAACUCAAACA